UUAAGAUAAGUAUGUUAAGUAUAUAACCAGAGCAGUCUAUGCUUGUAGGUAUCAGAGCGACUGACCCUACCAGGUGUGGCGAUCGGGCUGGCCUGGACUCCGAUGGGUGGAGAGAUCAUGUUUGUGGAGGCCAGUCGUAUGGAAGGAGAAGGUCAGUUGACUCUGACAGGACAGCUGGGCGAUGUCAUGAAGGAAUCAGCCCAUUUAGCUAUCAGCUGGCUCCGCAGCAAUGCCAAAACAUACCUCCUCACUAAUGGCAUUGCUGAUCCCCUGGAGGGUACCGAUAUACACUUGCACUUCCCAGCAGGUGCCGUCACUAAGGACGGACCCUCCGCAGGUGUUACCAUAGUAAUCUGCCUGGCCUCGCUGUUGAGUGGGCGGCUGGUGCGCUCUGAUGUGGCCAUAACUGGAGAGAUCACUCUAAGAGGACUGGUGCUGCCGGUGGGAGGUAUAAAGGAUAAAGUAUUGGCAGCUCACCGGGCCAAUCUGAAACGAGUUAUCAUUCCCAAGCGCAAUGAGAAAGAUCUGGAGGAGAUACCUCCCCAUGUGCGAGCUGACCUGGAUUUUGUUUUCGCCAGCACUUUGGAUGAAGCCCUGAAUGCAGCCUUUGAUGGCGGGUUUCCCGCGGCUGUCAGUCAUCUACAAGUUGUCAGCAAACUCUGAGACUGUAGUUGCUAGACAAACUAGCAACUAGAC
Molecule: messenger RNA, 696 nt
Organism: Sinocyclocheilus grahami
Lineage: Eukaryota; Metazoa; Chordata; Actinopteri; Cypriniformes; Cyprinidae
Product: lon protease homolog 2, peroxisomal-like
Exons: 3
Coding region: 103-663 (186 amino acids)
Biological process (GO): protein catabolic process; proteolysis
Molecular function (GO): serine-type endopeptidase activity; ATP binding; ATP-dependent peptidase activity
Source: RefSeq, a predicted model, not a curated record